Molecule: messenger RNA, 1421 nt
Organism: Phragmites australis (common reed)
Lineage: Eukaryota; Viridiplantae; Streptophyta; Magnoliopsida; Poales; Poaceae
Product: dihydroflavonol 4-reductase-like
Exons: 6
Coding region: 99-1190 (363 amino acids)
Molecular function (GO): oxidoreductase activity, acting on the CH-OH group of donors, NAD or NADP as acceptor
Source: RefSeq, a predicted model, not a curated record
AGUAGACCGGCCAAUGUUUGAUGCGAGGGGCACCCGUGUAAGCGUUCGGCGCAGGUAACCAACAGCCAAAGAAACGAGCGUGAGGGUGAGAUCGAUCGAUGGGCAGCGUCGUCGUCGGCUCGUCGGAGGAGCUGCAGCUGGCCGCCGGGAGUAAUCCUCUGGUGGUGUGCGUGACGGGGUCGACCGGCUACGUCGGCUCGUGGCUCGUGCGCACCCUGCUGCGGCGAGGCUACCGCGUCCACGCCACCGCCAGGGACACAGGCAAGGCGUGGCAGGUGUUCGCCGCCGUGGAAGGGAGGGACCGGCUCAGGGUGUUCCGGGCGGACAUGGGCGAGGAAGGGAGCUUCGACGCCGCCGUCAGGGGAUGCGUGGCGCUCUUCCAUGUCGCGGCCUCCAUGGAGCUCCACGUACCACCAGGCCAGGACAACGUUGAGGAGCGCGUGAGGUCAAGUGUGCUGGAGCCGGCGACGAGGGGAGCCAUCAACGUGCUGCAAUCCUGCGUCCGCUCGGGGACCAUCCGCCGGGUCGUCUUCACGUCCUCCAUCAGCACGAUGACGGCGGCGGACGCGGAGGGGCGGCGGAAGGUGGUCGUCGACGAGUCGUGCCUGAGGGCCCUCGACGACGUCUGGCGCACCAAGCCCGUCGGCUGGCAGGUUUAUAUCCUGUCGAAGCUACUGACGGAGGAGGCGGCGUUCAGAUUUGCACGGGAGAAGGGCGUCCAUUUGGUGUCAGUCAUUCUACCGACGGUUGCCGGUCCGUUCCUGACGCCAAGUGUUCCAACAAGCAUCCAGCUUCUUCUUUCACCCAUAACAGGUGACCCAAAGCUCUACUCCCUGCUGGCCUCCGUGCACUCCAGGUUCGGGUGCAUCCCGUUGUCGCACAUCCAGGACGUGUGCGACGCGCACGUCUUCCUGCUGGAGACGCCGCGCGCCGAGGGGCGGUACCUCUGCGCCGCGGGCAGCCACCCGAUGCCCCAGGUCGCGCAGCUCCUGGCGUCGCGCCACCCUCCUUUCAGACCGGCGGAGAGGUUGAGCAGAGAUUUCGAUGCCUCGGACCCAUCGGUGGUUUCGUCCAAGAGGCUGGUGGAUCUGGGUUUCAAGUUCGAGCAUGAUGCUGGGGAAACCGUGAUGGUUAGUGUUGCGCAGUGUGUUGAUCAUGGGUUCCUGAAGAAUCCUAAGAGCUGCAAUUAGUAGUUCAUGUAUGAGAAGGGAAGCUGAUCCUAUGAUGUAACUGCACGCGUUUCAGCGGUGAUGUCAUGCGUGUAGUUACAUUAGAGUAUCUCUCCGUAUGAGAAGGUCUGCUUGGAUUGGGCCUUAGGAUGAAUGGAUAUUGUGGAGCUAGAAGGCACUCUUUUGCAUAUGGGUCGUACUUUUUCGGUCCAAUUUAAGAAUCCAUUCAGAUAUGGUGGUUUUAUGCUCUUC